AUGUGCCAUCCUACCGGAAAGUUGGUGCAAGCUGAUAUGACACAAAAUGAAAGGUCCAACAAAACGCAGAACGCCGCAGAAUCUCUUGAUCUUGAAUCUGACGCUACUCAACCACAACCAAGGCUACUUGCUGGUAAUGAUGAAAAUUCGUCGCAACCUGAAUAUUCGUCAUCGGUGUAUCAGUCUGGCAUAUUACAGCAGUACAUAGUGAGAAGUAAACUACCAAUGUCCAACACGUGUUUUCCAACUCGAGAGUCUAGUAAGGUUGAAGAAAAUAUGAACAAUGUUUUGUACAAUCAAAGUUUAGCUGGAAGUUUACUUUUGACGUCAGUAUGUUUGUGGAACAUAUUUUAUUAUAUAGAACAUGGCUGCUUUCAAGAAUUUCGUAAAUUACUAGAAUUACACUAUGUAGAAGCUGUACAAAUGAGAAAUGAAAAAGACCAAUCACAUGUCGAACCAAAACUGAGAAAUACAACGCGGAGCCAACUUAGUCAAUCUGAAAGGAACAUUUUUCUCGAACAUGGUGUUAAAUUUUUCGGAAUGGCUAUUGCCACUCCCUCGGCGUGUCAUCAAGGAGCUAUUGCCACUCCUUCGGCGUGUCAUCAAGGAGCUAUUGCCACUCCCUCGGCGUGUCAACAAGGAGCUAUUGCCACGCCCGGGCGUGUCAACAAGGAGCUAUUGCCACGCCCGGCGUGUCAUCAAAGAGCUAUUGCCAUUCCGUGGGCGUGUCAACAAGGAGCUAUUGCCACGCCCGGCGUGUCAUCAAGGAGCUAUUGCCACUCCACGAUCUUGCAUGUUGCUGUCAUACAAUCACUUGCUUAUGUAUGGAUUCGAUUGCUGUUGAUGAGAGAAGUUAAUUCAUGUGCUAAAGACAAAGACGGUUACACAGCCGCUCAUUAUGCCGCUGAAAAAGAUGAUUUAGAAAUGUUGAAAGCGCUCACCAUGAAGUUUCAUGACAAAGUUAAAACACUACCAUCUAGCAGUGUAGAAAAAAUUUACGCUAAUGGUAUGGAAGCACUCACAAUAACCGAAAAGUCUGCUUGCAAUAAAAGAGCAAUGAAGUGCGUUAGAUACCUGCAUGAACAACAACCACAUACCAAUGUAAAUCAGACGGAUAUUUUUGGUGAUACAGCACUGCAUUAUGUUAUUGCGCAUAACCAUAAAAGUCUAACAGAAUUUCUCAUUAUUGAAUGUCAGUGCGAUGUCAAUGGUGGUAGUGAAAAACGUCCAAGUCCAUUAGAUAUAGCUAUAUUUAAUCAAAAUAAAGAAUUUGCGAAUCUUUUAUUGUCAAAAAAUGGAAAAAGUCGAUUUCAAAUUAAACACGAAAGUAAAAAGUGUAAAAUAUUUGAAGACGAUCGUCGUCUCGGUAUAGAACGUUUAUCGAUUGAACCAGUGAGUGCCCGACCCGUGAAGGUAGAAUUUGAUACCGAUGAUUUUCUAUUUGAUCAAAGGAUGGAAGUGAUGGCUGAAAAAAAGAUAUAUGAAAUAAGUAAGGCAGCUUUAGAACAAAUGAAACUGAAAGAUUAUCCAAUUGCACUGAAAUAUCGUCAGGAAGAACAAAAUCUUUUAAUAAAAUAUUAUGGUCGUUUACACGUUCAUGUAGCAGAUUCCUAUAAUAACCUGGCACUUGUUCAUCAUUUACUAGGUGACCACCAAAAAGCUAUUAUUAAUUAUGACAAUGCUAUCGCUACGAUCAACCAAUUACCAAUACUGGCACAUGACCACCCGAAUGUAGCAAAUUUUUACGCUAACCGUGGACUUGUUUAUGCUAUAUUGAAUAAAUUUGAUGAAGCAACUGAAGACUUCACGAAAGCACUUGAAAUAAAAUAA
This is a messenger RNA of Didymodactylos carnosus, 1830 nucleotides long. The record is from the annotation of a GenBank genome assembly. NCBI's taxonomy places the organism in Eukaryota, Metazoa, Rotifera, Eurotatoria, Philodinida, Philodinidae.